AUGAGUGAGGAGGAGUUACCUACGGUGGUUGUGAGAGAGUUCGACCCAAUUAAAGACAGGAAGAGAGUAGAAGCCGUUGAAAGGAUAUGUGAGGUUGGACCCAGUGGCAAGCUUUCUCUCUUCACCGACAUGCUCGGUGACCCAAUUUGCAGGGUCCGCCAUUCACCUGCUUUUCUCAUGCUGGUGGCGGAGAUGGGUGAAGAGAUAGUGGGAAUGAUAAGGGGAUGCAUCAAAACUGUCACAUGCGGAAAGAAGCUCUCUAGAAAUGGAAAGAACAUAAACACUGACAUCUUACAAGCUACUAAUGCCAAACACGUCCCUGUAUACACCAAACUCGCCUACAUAUUAGGCCUUCGCGUUUCUCCUGAUCAACGGAGAAUGGGAAUAGGGUUGAAGCUAGUACAGAGAUUGGAGGCAUGGUUCAGUGAUAAUGGCGCUGAAUACUCUUACAUGGCAACGGAAAACGACAAUUUAGCAUCCGUUAAGCUCUUCACCGACAAAUGCGGGUACUCGAAAUUUCGUACACCGUCCAUCCUUGUCAACCCCGUUUUCGCCCAUCGAGUCAGGGUGUCUCCGAAGGCCACCAUCAUUCCCCUCACCCCUUCCGACGCCGAGACACUCUACCGCCGCCGUUUCGCCACCACGGAGUUUUUCCCCCGCGACAUUGACUCAAUCCUUAACAACAAGCUCAGCCUGGGCACCUUCCUCGCCGUCCCACGUGGGUCCUACAGUGCUGAAUCAUGGCCCGGCCCUGAUCGAUUCCUGUUGGACCCACCACAGUCGUGGGCCAUGCUCAGCGUCUGGAACUCCAAGGAGGUCUUCAUGCUCGAGGUCCGUGGCGCGUCGCGCGUGAAGCGCACUCUCGCCAAGACGAGUCGUGUGGUGGAUCGGGCCCUGCCGUGGCUGCGGUUGCCGUCGAUUCCGGAUUUGUUCAGGCCGUUCGGUUUCCACUUCAUGUACGGGUUAGGAGGUGAAGGUCCGGAGGCGGUGAAGAUGGUGAAAGCCCUGUGUGAAUUCGUGCAUAACCUUGCUAAGGAAAGUGGUUGCGGGGUGGUGGCCACCGAGGUGUCCACCGGCGAACCCUUAAGGUUUGGGAUACCGCACUGGAAGAUGCUAUCUUGUGAUGAGGAUUUAUGGUGCAUCAAGAGGCUCGGCGAAGAUUACAGCGAUGGCUCCGUCGGUGACUGGACCAAAUCUCCACCCGGAAUCUCCAUUUUUGUUGACCCCAGAGAGGUCUAA
Molecule: messenger RNA, 1239 nt
Organism: Gastrolobium bilobum
Lineage: Eukaryota; Viridiplantae; Streptophyta; Magnoliopsida; Fabales; Fabaceae
Product: probable N-acetyltransferase HLS1
Exons: 3
Coding region: 1-1239 (412 amino acids)
Molecular function (GO): acyltransferase activity, transferring groups other than amino-acyl groups
Source: RefSeq, a predicted model, not a curated record